ACCACUGCGAUCGCCUCUCUGCGUGGCACAACGAGACCCUGUUUUUGGGCGACGGCUUCUUUAAAGAGAGUGGCCUGGGGAGAGGGUCCAUUGGGGAAGGUCAGUGUACCCACCCCCCUACCGUGCCUCCCCUCCCCAAAAGAGUGGGGUGUAAUCAUGUUUUAAGAUGGGGGAAGGUUGGAAACGCAGACAGCAAAAUGAUAGAGCUUUUGUGGGAAGAACAGAGGAGGUGAAAUAUUUUUGCAUGAAACCUUGGCAGGAAACGUUGAAUGCGAUAAAACGAAGACCGAUCCGAAUCCACAAGACCUUAAAGCACUGCCCACAAACAGCACAUUUUCUCGCUCUAAUAAAGCGGACAUAUACUGCAGGUGUUGACUGUAUUAGCAUUUUACUAAAUUAAAGGUUAUUCAACAACCAUCCUUCCAAAGCAAAAACUACAAGAAAGAAAAAGACGGAAAAAGUGAUUUAUUUUGCUGUGGUGCUGUUUUUCAAUUCAAUUCAACAUUGGCGCUUUUCACACUCUGAAGUAUGAGUCUGGUCCAGCGACCGUCACUUUGUCCGGUUUCCGAAGUGGAUAAGGACUCAGUGCCGGCUGCUAUUGCUACUUACCUUGUGUCACUCCUGUGUUUCUCCAGUGUCUCCUUGUAUUCCCAAUCAUCAGUUUGUCAGAAGGAUAUCUCCCCGGUCUCUAGCUCCUGGAACGGUGGGAUGGAAGAAACAUGUUGUCUGCUCUAGACAAAUACUGUGGCUCCGUGUUUUGGAAUGCGUCGUACCUGCAGCGUCCAGACCCUGAUUUACCAGUGUGUUUUGAAAGGACAGUGCUGGUGUGGCUUCCAUUAGGUUUUCUGUGGCUUUGUGCCCUGUGGCACUUGGCCUCUCUCUGUAAGAAAACUUCCAGAGUUCCAGUCUCAAAACUUUACAUCUGCAAGCAGAUUAUUGCUGGCCUGCUGCUUCUGGCAGCAAUAGCGGAGCUAGCUGUCACGCUCGGUCAAGAUUAUGGGCCAUCAAGUGAUUCCACAACUCCAAAAAAUCCAGUAGUGUUUUACACAAACCCUGUUCUCUUUGCUGUGUCAUGGAUAAUCUUGAUGUUGUGUCAAGAGUCUUUGCGGCACAAAGUGACUUCCGUCGACUCUGGAAGCCUCUUCAUUUUCUGGCUGCUUGUAGUGGUGUGUGAGAUCUUUCCAUUCCAGACGUUACUAAGAGAUGCCCUCAGUAAGGAAGAAAUAGUUGAUCUUCCACGCUUCUGCCUGUUCUACAUCAAUUUUGGACUGAAGUUGAUCGCUUUGGUUUUAUCAGCUAUUGCUGACAUUUCACCUGAAGUUCAAAACAUGUCCAAAAAGAAUCCUGAAGUUAGAGCAACCUUUCUCAGCAGAAUCACAUAUAACUGGUUUAACGGCAUGGUUUUUAAAGGUUAUAGGAGGCCUCUGGUCCAGGAGGACAUGUGGGAUUUGAAUAAAAGUGAUUCCACUCAUGACAUUUGUCAGCAGUUUGAGAAGGUAAUGAUCAAAGAGCUGAAGAAAGCUCAAAUUGUUCUGCAGAAGAAAAAACAGAAGCAAACCACCAGUGACCUUCAUCAAGGCUUGGCCAAAGGAAUCAGUCAGGAUGUUUUAGUCAUGGAAAAGACAGGGGGAAGCAAAGAAAACAAAAAGAAAAAGAAGGAUUCAGAAGCAGACCAUCCACAUUCCUGGCUUAUUCCCACCAUUUGUAAAACAUUUAAAGGUGUUCUCAUCGAGUCUGCUGUUCUCAAGCUGCUGCAAGAUAUUCUAGCAUUUGCAAGCCCACAACUUCUUAAGUUAAUGAUAUCAUUUACUCAGGACAAAUCGAUUCAAACCUGGACAGGCUAUUUGUACGCAGUUCUGCUUUUGUUGGUGGCAUUUCUUCAAUCUGUAUUCCUACAACAGUAUUUUCAGCGAUGUUUUGUCCUCGGUAUGAAAGUACGCACAGCAAUUAUGGUUGCUGUGUAUAAGAAGGCAUUAGUUGUAUCCAACGACUCUAGAAAAGAGUCUACAGCUGGAGAGAUUGUCAACUUGAUGUCAGCGGAUGCCCAAAGGUUUAACGACGUCACCAACUUUAUCCAUUUGCUUUGGUCAUGUCCGCUGCAGAUCACUUUGGCCAUAACUUUCCUUUGGUUUGAGCUGGGCCCAUCUGUCUUAGCCGGGCUGUUGGUCAUGGUGCUGAUGGUGCCCAUCAAUGGCUGGUUGGCAACCAAGUCGAAAGGCUUGCAGAUGAAGAACAUGAAAUUUAAAGACAAUCGUAUGAAAAUCGUGAACGAUAUACUGAAUGGCAUAAAGAUCCUGAAGUUUUAUGCAUGGGAGGCAUCUUUUGAGGAUCAGGUCCAGGCAAUAAGAGAAAAUGAGCUGAAGGUUAUGAGGAAGUUUGCCUACCUCUCUUCUGUCUCCACCUUCUUAUUUUCAUGCGCUCCAGCUAUUGUCUCUCUGGCGACCUUUGCUGUAUUUGUGUCUGUGAGUUCUGACAACAUCUUGGAUGCAGAGAAAGCUUUUACCUCUAUAUCACUUUUUAAUAUCCUGCGCUUUCCGCUGGUCAUGCUUCCACAGCUGAUUUCUAUCAUGGUCCAGACUACUGUAUCUAAAAAAAGGCUAGAGAAAUUUCUUGGUGGUGAUGAUCUGGACUCAAUGGCUGUUUCACAUGACAACACAAACAGUGCUGCAGUGAGUAUUUCUGAAGGCACGUUUGCCUGGGAGAGAGGAACAGAUCCAGUUCUGAAGAAUGUAUCUCUGGACAUUAAUGAAGGACAUCUGGUGGCGGUGGUCGGGGCUGUGGGGUCGGGCAAGACGUCGCUGAUAUCAGCUCUGCUGGGAGAGAUGAACAAAGUCAAGGGUCACAUUAAUCUCAAAGGAUCUGUAGCGUAUGUGCCACAGCAGGCGUGGAUACAGAAUGCGACUCUAAAAGACAACAUUCUGUUUGGAUCGGAGCUGGAUGACAAACAGUACCAGUCCGUGGUGGAUGCAUGCGCCCUGCGACCAGACCUGGAUCUCCUGCCAGGUGGAGAUCAGACUGAGAUUGGAGAAAAGGGUAUCAAUCUGAGCGGGGGACAGAAACAGAGAGUGAGUCUGGCCAGGGCGGCUUAUAGCUGCGCAGAUGUCUACCUGCUUGAUGACCCGCUGUCUGCUGUAGACUCACAUGUGGGAAAACAUUUGUUUGAGAGGGUGAUUGGACCAAGAGGACUGCUCAAAAAUAAGACCCGUAUCUUGGUUACACAUGGAAUUAGCUUCUUGCCGUAUGUGGAUGCAAUCGUUGUGUUGGUGGAUGGGGUUGUUUCUGAAGUAGGGUCCUACAACAGCCUUCGAGCCAGCAAAGGGGCCUUUUCUGAAUUCCUGGACACGUAUGCAAGAGAGGAAAGCAUCAAAGCUGAUGGCUCUAAAGCUCAGGACUCCUCGGGCUAUGAUGAGUUUGACACAGUUCCCGAGAGUUUGGAGCCACAGGCCGAUGGCUCUCCUGAGGACAUCAUAUCAAGCACGCUGAAAAGAGAAAACAGCUUACGCCACAGCCAGCGUCACGCUCAACAGAAUGGAAGACUAAGGAAAAACAGCUCGCUCACAGGCGGAAAAGACUCCAGCGAUAAGAAGGGACGACGACUGAUUGAGAAAGAGGCUAUGGAGACAGGAAAAGUGAAGUUCUCAGUCUUUCUUCAGUAUCUGAGGGCUAUGGGCUGGGGUUAUACCAUCUGGAGCUUUCUGAUCUACUUCGUUCAGAACGUGGCCUUUAUCGGUCAAAACCUGUGGCUCAGUGACUGGACCAAUGAUGCUGUGGAAUAUCUGAACACAAGCUACCCGUCUCACGUUAGAGACACUAGAAUAGGUGUCUUUGGAGCGCUGGGAAUAGCACAAGGUUUCCUGGUGUUUUUAGGUACUAUACUCCUAGCUAAUGGAGCCAUUGAUGCAUCCAGGAUUCUACACACACGACUGCUGUCAAACAUUCUGAGAGUGCCCAUGGUUUUCUAUGAUACCACACCUUCGGGACGCAUAGUCAACCGUUUUGCUAAGGAUAUAUUUACUGUGGAUGAGAUGAUCCCCAUGUCCUUCAGAUCCUGGAUUCUGUGUCUUCUUGGAGUUCUAGGAACUUUGUUUGUGAUCUGUCUGGCUACUCCAUUUUUUACUGCAGUUGUGGUUCCAAUGGCUGUUAUCUACUACUUUGUGCAGAGGUUUUAUGUUGCCACAUCCAGACAGCUGAGGCGACUGGACUCUGUUUCUCGAUCACCCAUAUACUCACACUUUGGAGAAACAGUAUCAGGCCUCUCUGUCAUCAGGGCAUACGGACACCAGCUGCGUUUUCUCCAGCAAAAUGAGCGCACCAUUGAUGAGAAUCUUAAAAGUGUUUAUCCUUGGAUUGUUUCCAAUAGGUGGUUGGCCAUGCGCUUGGAAUCUCUGGGGAAUCUGGUGGUAUUUUUCGCUGCGUUAUUUGCCGUUAUCUCCCGUGACUCUCUGGAGAGCGGACUAGUUGGACUGUCCAUCUCAUAUGCCUUAAAUGUGACCCAGACCUUAAACUGGUUAGUGAGAAUGACAUCAGAACUGGAAACCAAUAUUGUUGCUGUGGAGAGAGUGAGCGAGUACACAGAGAUAAAAAAUGAGGCUCAGUGGAUCACCGAGAAUCGUCCUCCAGAUGGCUGGCCAACGGCUGGGAAUAUUUCCUUUGAAAACUACAAGGUUCGAUACCGGCCUGAACUGGAUCUUAUUCUUCAUGGAAUAACAUGCAACAUUGAAAGCACUGAGAAGAUCGGCAUUGUUGGACGAACUGGCGCUGGCAAAUCUAGUCUGACCAACUGUUUAUUUCGUAUUAUUGAGGCUGCAGAAGGCCAAAUCUUCAUUGAUGGUAUUGACAUUUCUACCUUGGGACUCCAUGAUCUCAGAAGCAGAAUUACCAUCAUUCCCCAGGACCCAGUGCUUUUCUGCGGAACUCUGCGCAUGAAUCUGGACCCUUUUGAGAAGUUUAGUGAUGAGGAUAUUUGGAGGGUUUUGGAGUUGGCUCAUCUGAAAAAUUUUGUUGGUAGUUUACCAUCAAAACUUCAACAUGAGGUUUCAGAGGGAGGAGAAAAUUUAAGUCUUGGUCAGAGACAACUGCUUUGUUUAGCCCGGGCCCUGCUCCGAAAAUCUCGCAUACUCAUCCUGGAUGAAGCCACGGCAGCUGUGGAUCUGGAGACGGAUGAUCUCAUCCAGAGCACCAUCCGCAGAGAGUUUUCCCACUGUACUGUGCUAACUAUUGCACACCGUCUGAACACCAUUCUGGAUAGCUCACGGGUGAUGGUCCUGGAUUCUGGGAAAAUUGUGGAGUUUGAUUCACCCAGUGCAUUGUUUAACAAACAUGGACAUUUUUAUUCAAUGGCUAAAGAUGCUGGAAUCUCAACUAUAGAGCACACGUCGCUGUGAGCAUAGCUGUAGUUCUCUGUUAUGUCUUUUAAAGCUAUUUACUAAUAACAUAUUAAACAAUUAGUAUUAAUUAUACAAGACGGCAUGUUUUAUAGAAUGACAUAUAUAGUAUAUAAUAAUUUUUUCAGUGCUAAUGUGUUUGUUUGACAUGGAUUUAUGUUGUGAAAAUAAAGCACACGUUUUGCAUUUCUUGUUUUAUCUAUAUUUUAUAUAAAGCAUUAAGUGUCAGGGCGUUGAGUGUAUUUUUGUGUUGUUUUGGGCACGUGGCGGAUGAUGACAGAAUUUUCAUUUUUGGGUGAACUAUCCCUUUAAAGCUACAUGUCCCCUCCUUAUUUGAUGAACCCCUGACACACUAAUCACUUUGUUUACAACAUUUCAGAAGAGGGAAACACACAAUCAAUACACAACAUAACCCCCAAAGAAAAACCAACACCAAAAUAAAAAUGCACAAACUAACACAAAAUCAUUCCAGGCAUGACAUCCCCCACAAUAGUCUCAGCCUCAGACGUCAUGCCCACGGACCGUUGGCGUAACGUCUGAUGAACAAGGCACACUUUUCUGGAAGCACGUUCAAAGUCGUCAUCUGAUUGGUUGAAUUUUACAGGAUUUCCAGGAGAGGUGCAUGUUGCGUUCUUUAACUGUCCACCUGGAAACAGCACGAAGCUAUCUUAUCUAAGUAAGCUCUUGUGUUUACAACGGCUGCUAUAAGAAUUCAUCACAAUCAACUAAACGUUUAAUUCUUUAAAGUAUGCAAGGCUCACGAUAUAAACUUAUAAUCAUUUUGUUGCUGUUAACUUUUGACACGUUCGUGAAUGUACACCGAUCGGUUACUGCGGGGACAUUUCACACCUCUAAACAUGACGCGGCACAAAACGAAACGUGAUUGGUUGCUUUACCUGUCAGUCAUAUGGCCUCUUGGGCGGGCCUUGGCCAAAGAAAACAGCGAUAUGCUACGUGAGACUAUCCCUGCUAUGACUUAAUCAUUACCUAUAACUCAAAGGCUGUUGGCCAAAGUUUAACUUUGUGGAGCAUCUCACCAGACUACCUUCAUUAUUUACAAUACCAGGCUCUAACACCACCCAUAUGCUAAAGGGUGGGGGCUCUGCAACUACCUGUGUGUCAGCAGCUUUUACGGGUAGUGGGGUUUUUUUCUCAUCUCCACGGUUUGGGAAGCUCUAGCCAGGCUCCCAUGGACCGAGUCAGGGGGACUAGGGGUUUGAUCUGCUUCAUCACCCCCCCGGGGGUGGUUCGAUGGCUGGCAGUGCGGAUCCCUCGCCGUGGGGAGGCCCCCGGGGAGGAGAUCAGCUCUGCUGACUUACCGGCCGGCGAUAAUGCAGCUCAGCACACUGUCGAACUGAGAGUGCUGAGGGCUGCUGGAGAGUAUGCCCUAUAUAGAGUCUCGUCGUGACGCAAUGUCGAGUUGCCGAACACCGUCCUCUGGAGGGUGAGAGCGGCUGAGGAGAGAGGGAGGGAGAGAGAGGAAACUAAGAAUAUGGAUGCAAGGCCCCCGAAGGGGCCCAGCACGUGCUGGGGCGGGGCAGAAACCGUCCCAGACCGACCGACCGACCAGCAAUGGAAUGGCUGGGGUGGGCCCGAUGUGGUCUCGAUCUCCCUGGGCUUGACCUGUCAGGGCCGCUCUGCGGCGGCUGGUGACAGGACGGUGGUCACCCUCCUCUACGUUUUCUCCCAGGGGGCCGCCUGGGUAGGGGGCGCCGGAGCCGGGUUCGGCGUCGAAGAGGGCCGGGGCUGCUGGGGAGCAGACGCCACACGGGACCUCGACAGCCGAAGGGCGGCCGGGUCGCGGCGGGCAAUCCGCAGGGGAGGUAGGUCUGAUUCUUCACUGCCGAGAACUCUCUACAGUAUCAUCAAACAGUCCCCCUUGCGAGUCCAGAGGUGUCUCUCCUAGGCCACUAGUGUGUACAUCGUCCGUCCCAGGGCCCACGCUGUCACCUUGGUCGCCCGUAGAGUGAGGUCGGUGGCGGCGCGGAGUUCCUGCACAAGCCCUCGGGUCCCCAGCGACGAAACGUUUAGAGCCCUGACAGCCAAGGCCGAGGACUUAUAAGCAGCCUGAUGAACGGAGGCAGAAAAACGGUCCAUUUUGCCAGGAAAGACCGGCUUCGGGGGGGUCAAGCAGCCCGCCCUGGAUGGGGUUAAGAUGCCUGGCAAUCGACAGCUCGACAAAGGGGGGAUCACCCAAGCCGAGAGCCGCCAUGUUGUUUUUUGGAAGAGUUGUUUUCUUGGGCCGGGAGGGAGUCCCAGCACUUUCCCAUCGUACACAUCCCUCUCCUAGUCGGUGGCGCUUUGCGGAGCCUGCCACUCAAUGUUAAGGCGAGCGGCCGCUCGUUUGCACACAUCCAGGACGAUUCGAUUCAAUUUUAUUUAUAUAGUGCUUUUCACAAUGUGCAUUGUUCCAAAGCAGCUUUACAGGAGCAAAUAAGAAAAACAGAAAAACACAGAAACGUAAAACACAGCACAGUGUAUGGUGUUUAUAGACCAAGCAAGAUCAUUCUAAUAAAUAAUAUCUAAUAAAUAAAUGAAUAAAUAAAUGCAGUCUCCCGGUGAGCAAGCCAUCACUGCCCUGCUGUGGUGAGGAACCCAAACUCCAAUGAUGAAUAAAUGGAGAAAAAAAACCUCGGGAGAAACCAGGCUCAGCCAGGAGGGCCAGAUCUCCUCUGACGUGUCAUAGCUGCACUCAGUGACCCCGACCAAAAGCCAUCGAGCAAACAUUCACGAAGAACAGGGAGAGCCCAUCAGCCGCGACCCAGGAAGCCUCACCUGCUGAAACCGUGCAGGUCCAACCCGGUCCCAUUCCACGAUCGACACCAGACAACAGAGGAACAACCAGAAAUCAUUGCUACCAAGGUGCGGCGGAAUAUCCAGGUCAGGUGAAGUCUGUUUAUUUGUUAAUUUAGCAACUGUACUAAAUAAAAACCUUGGAUUGUUUUUGUUAGUUUCUAUGAGGUUACGGAGGUGAUCAGCCUUUGCUGCUUUUAGUGCCUUUUUAUAACAGUUAGCACUCUCUUUCCAUGCAAUUUUAAAGACCUCUAAUUGGGUUUGUUUACAUUUGGAUGGACUGUGGUACGGCCGCGGGGGGUUAACCUGGGGAACACCAGAGAGCGGGAUGGCCUCCUCGUCCUCUGAGACCCCAAGAAGGCCCGCGUCUUCUUCAUCGCCAGAACCGGCUGGUUCAUUGGCGAAUGGGAGGUUGCCCGUGAAUAUAUCCUCUUCGGGGAACGCAAGAUUAGGCAGGUGUAGGGUAUGGUCGGAUCAAAGUUUACCAUCUGUGAUCGUAAAACACAGUAACCUCUCAGCAGGACUAUGACCAGGCACCAACAAGUCUGGCCAA
Messenger RNA from Triplophysa rosa, 8730 nucleotides. RefSeq names its product ATP-binding cassette, sub-family C (CFTR/MRP), member 2 (gene abcc2). Gene Ontology annotation, biological process: transmembrane transport. The record is from RefSeq and is a predicted model, not a curated record. Gene Ontology annotation, molecular function: ATP hydrolysis activity; ATP binding; ABC-type transporter activity. The transcript is spliced from 34 exons. NCBI's taxonomy places the organism in Eukaryota, Metazoa, Chordata, Actinopteri, Cypriniformes, Nemacheilidae. Gene Ontology annotation, cellular component: apical plasma membrane. Bases 720 to 5384 code for a protein of 1554 amino acids.